CUUAACAAUAGAGUAGUCCAUGCAACAGCUCGAUACAACCCGUGUUGGAAUAAUUUCCUUUUGAAUUAUCUUUCUUAUUCUUAAUUUUUUAGUAAUUAGGACUCCCAUUUGUUAAUUUUGUGGGUAUAAUUAGAAAAGUAAAUUGAAAGCAUUCUUCACAAUGAAGCCAGUAAUAUCCAUUUCUUGUUGAAGACGAAUCAUAAUCAGCUGCUGUUAAAGAUAUUUAUUGUAUAUCAAAUAUAUAAAUCAUGCAUUUGCAUGGGAAAAUAGGGUGCUUUAGUUUUGUGGUUGCUUUCCUUCUUAAUCUCAUCAUUCUUGUUGCCACGUUUCAUCUACAUUCACCUGAACUUUCUCAUCGUGAAGAAAAAUCUACCAUUGGAUUUCAUUAUGCCACAGUCAUUUCAUUUGUCUUUUUAAUAAUCAGUUGUCUGUUAUCACGAAUUUGUUGUCAAGGACAAAUUUAUGAAAUUGUUUGGAGAUCCGUAUUACUUGGAUCAUGCCAAGCAUUUGGAAUUACAGUUACAUCUUAUUGUAGUACAAACUACCUUUCACUAGGAUGGUACAUUUCAGUUAUGUCUUUUUUCCACUUUUCUGAAUUUGUUGUGACUUCAGUAAUAAGACCCCAAAACCUGACAUCUGAAAGCUUUUUGCUUAACCACAGUAAAGCAUAUGGUAUAGCAGCCUUAGUUUCUUGGGUUGAAUAUUGGACUGAACUAUGGCUUUUCCCAGGUUUAAAGAAGAGUUACUGGAUAAGCGGGAUUGGUCUGUUUCUUUGUAUUGGAGGAGAAAUUGUAAGGAAAACUGCAAUGUUGACCGCUUUCCAUAAUUUCGAUCACCUAAUCAGGACCCAGCGUGAAGAACAUCACCAACUUGUCACUGGAGGCAUUUACAGUCUGUGCCGUCAUCCGAGUUAUGUAGGAUGGUUUUAUUGGUCCAUCGGUACACAAAUUAUGUUGUGUAAUCCAUUGUGUUCUGUUGCAUAUUUGAUCGCAUCAUGGAAGUUUUUUAACGAACGUGUUUUUGAAGAAGAAGUGACUCUUCUCAAUUUUUUUGGUAAGGAAUAUGUUGCGUAUCAAUCUAAAGUGCCUACUGGAUUGCCAUUUAUUCACGGGUAUAAUAUAAAUUAAAUCAUCUGUUA
Molecule: messenger RNA, 1138 nt
Organism: Daphnia magna
Lineage: Eukaryota; Metazoa; Arthropoda; Branchiopoda; Diplostraca; Daphniidae
Gene: ste14
Product: protein-S-isoprenylcysteine O-methyltransferase
Exons: 4
Coding region: 249-1127 (292 amino acids)
Biological process (GO): C-terminal protein methylation
Cellular component (GO): membrane; endoplasmic reticulum
Molecular function (GO): protein C-terminal S-isoprenylcysteine carboxyl O-methyltransferase activity
Source: RefSeq, a predicted model, not a curated record